UCCCAGUUUCUAUUGCAUGCAUAGAAUGUUAAGACAAUUAGCUUUUAUCGCAGCCUGCUGGGCUGUAGCUCUCGGAUUUAAAGAAAACAAUAAGGAUUUACCGUAUCCAAAAAAUUGUUCAACUGUCGAUUAUUGCUCAAAUUUGAGGAGUAAAAUCCCGAGUCAAAGUGAAAUUUACGCAGCACAGUUUGUCGGAAUUGCAAAUAAAGGGGUGAAGUUUUCCUUGAAGAACGGCGAAAACGAGUUGAUGUUAGAAAUAUAUAGCCUAAACAAAAACCGAUUUCGCUUUAUUAUAGAAGAGCCGGAUUCUCACAGAUAUAAGUUGGAACAUUCGUUAGUUCGUGAACCGACAGUAAGAGGGUUUGAUGAGGUAGAAGGAUUUGACGAUCAUACCAUUGCUACAGAUACGGAUGGAAACUCGGUUCGGGUAAAUUAUUCACCCUUUGAGAUAAAAUUUUAUUCUGGCAAAACACUAGUGACAAAGUUCGAUGGAGAGCGACUCAUUAUGGAUAACACUAAACAAAGUCAAGCUUUCGCCUUCUACGCCACCUUUCCACAGGCUAGUAAAUUCGUAGGGUUACAUGAACAUGGAGAUAUUCUAGCGUUACGGCAUACUUCGGAUCAGAGUACCGACCCUUAUAGAUUAAAAAAUACAGAUUUUGGAGAUGAAGAAUAUCACGUAAAUACCACGGAAGCUAUGUACGGCUCAGUGCCGUUGCUCUAUGCUCUUGGAAAAGAAUUUACGCCAGCCCUAUUUUUACACAAUGCUGCUGAAAUGUACGUGGAUAUUGAUAAUCACAAGCUCGCGACAUACUUUAUGGUAGAAGGAGGUACCAUGGAUGUAUUUGUUCUUCUUGGUCCCAAAAUACGGGAUAGCCUCCAACAAUAUAUGGAUUUAACUGGAACCUCCCAGCUACCACAGCUUUGGGCGUUAGGAUAUCACCAAUGUAGGAUUCAAUACGGGUCCACGGAGGAUGUUAAGGAAACAAUUGGGGGUUUCGAUUCUGCCAAUUUUCCUAUGGAUACUUUGUGGUUAGUCAGAUCGGCUACGUACGACCAAAAAUGGUUUACUUGGGAUUUUGAGGAUUUUGCCGAUCCGGUUGCUUUGCUUGAAUGGGUAGAUUCCCAAGCUCAUAGAAAACUGACCGUUAUGGCUGAAUGUAGUAUUAAGAUUGACCCGACUUAUUCUUUAUACACCGAGGCAGUUGAGAAUGGUCUAUUCGUGAAAGACAUUGAUGGCGUUUCCGAUUUUAUCAAUCUAUGUUGGGCUGAAAAUAGUAGCUGGGUAGAUUUCCUAAAUCCGGCAGCUCGAGAUUUCUAUGCCAAACAGCACCACUACGAUAAUUUCCCAUCCACACCAGCAUUAGGAGGUUUCUGGAAUGAUAUGGACGAGCCUACUUUGUUUGACAAUUUAUACGAAAGAACUUUGCCGUCAAUGUCACUGCAUUAUGGAAACGUUCCCCACCGAGAUAUCCAUAACGCCUACAGUCUGCUUCACAGUAUAGCAACUUACCAAGGUCUAUUGGAGCGUGAUAAUGGACGGUAUAGGCCGUUCAUACUAACCCGCGCAGUUUUCGCCGGAAGUCAAAGAUAUGCCGCCAAAUGGAGUGGAGACAACUGGGGUUUGUACUUACACCUCCGUUACAGUGUUCCGAUGACAUUAACCGCUAAUCUUGCCGGCAUCGUGUUUUAUGGAGCAGACAUACCUGGGUUCUACUGGGGAGACGACUAUGAUGAUCAACUAGUUAUAAGAUGGUACCAAAUUGCCGUAUGGAUCCCUUUCUUCCGAGCACAUGCAGACAGCGGUGACAGACGAGAACCGUACACUUUUGGCAAGGAAACUCAGGACAUUUUGCGUGAGACGUUUAGCUGGCGCUACAGUCACCUGCCUUAUUGGUACACCAUAUUCUACGAGCAUACGUUGAAUGGAGACCCUCUCACAAUACCGAUGUUUUACCAGUACCCUGACGAAGAAGCUGGAUACGACCUAAACGAUCAAUUCCUGCUAGGAUCUGACAUCCUAAUCGCCUCAGUGUAUGAAGCCAAUGCGACUGGAGUAGAUGUGUAUUUCCCAGGAGGCAAGGAGCAAUAUUGGUAUCAAAUUGCGGCUAAUGUCAGUGCGGUGUAUGUGGGCAGCCAAACUAGCAAAGUACCCGUGAAUAUUAACUUUAUACCGAUAUUUUAUAGAGGUGGAAGCAUCAUUGCGAAAAAAGAAAUUCCCAGGAAAUCAGCAACGGAAAUGAUAAAUGACCCGUUUACAAUUCAUGUCAUUCCAGACCAGAAUAAGAAAGCGGAAGGGAACAUAUUUAUAGAUGACUACGAAAGUUUCGAGUAUAUAAAUAACAAAAAUUAUUUAUAUUUGAAACUUUCUUACGAUGGAAGUAAUGAUCCCAAUGUGAUUUUUAUAAGCUUAAUUGACAGUGAUGUUAACGGAGAUGGUUUAAAGUUUAUAUAUUCAGAGAUAAAGUUUUACGAAGUUUCGGAUGAUGGAAAAACAUACAAAGUGACCACGCACUCACAAUCAAGUUCAGAUGAGUCUUUUAGACAAAUCGAUGUUAAUCAAUUAAAUAAAACUAACGAAAAUAUGAAAUUUAGAUAGUAACCAUUGUAAUUUAGCAGUUUUCGAUGUUUCGAGCUUACGUAUAUUUUUUUGCCAACUCCAAAAAUUAACGUUUUAAAAUAAAAUAACAGCGAUCGAUGGCCAUUUUGAUAUUUUUUACACUUUAUAAGCUCAUAAUCUUUGUUUAGUCUGCUGUUUAAGUUGCAACUCAAGCAAUUGAUGAAGUAAAUAAAUAAAAAUAUAAUAAAUAAAAAGCCGUUGCGUUUUUAAUACGUUUUAUUUCAUCAACAGAAAACGUCAAAUUGGUUGUGUAUGCAACAGAUAUAAAGAAAAACUGCGAAUCGCCCAUUUAAAUGUCUCUAAAUUAUGUAAUAUAUCCAUCCUUACACAUACACGAUAUUUUAUGUGAACCAUUAUGGAAAACUUAAAAAUAGUCCCAUCAGGUUUUAAAUAUGGUGACAUUUAUAGCACGUAGAAAGCGUGUUUUCGUAGGAAUGUUAUUUUAAACAUAAAAAAGUGUUUUAUAGUUUGAUAUGCAAAUAUUUAAUAACUAAUAACCUUCGUUUCAAAAACUGAGUUGCGCUGCUAAUUAACAAAAAAAAAAUCAAUGUACAAACACAAAUAUGUUGGUGCAAUAGAAAUACAAGUAAGAUUUUUAGUGUCUCCGAAAUUUCCAGUUCAAUUUGAUUUCAGUUCGAGUUAUUAGUACAUUUUAUUAUUAUUUAUAUAUUAUGUACAUUUACUCACGUUAAAGUUUAUGCCAUUGCAUUAAUAUGCUUUGACCCAAAUCCAAUCCAGUUUAGGCUAGCCCUGCAUAAAAGUUUAUCCAUAAAAAUGUACAUUUAAAGCUUACAAUAAACUAUAUAAAUUGGCACAAAAAUAUCUUUUGCAGAACAGCUCUAAUAUAACUUUUAAACACUUAAAUAUUCUUCUAAUUAUCACAUUGUAAUAAUUAUUAUGUCAGUAAUAAAUGGUUUUGGAGGAUGUCUGCUCGAAAGAGUUUACGCUGUGACUGUAUGUAUUUCCUCAAAUUUACCUUACGUUACGUUUAUUAUAUUCAGGAUUCAUCUUUAUAUGCAAUAUAAAACCGUGAUGGUCAGCGACAAUAGAUACAGAAAAAAAACUUUAAAAAUAAAUAAGAACUAAAAGUUCAGAUUUUCAGGAAAUUUUAUAUU
This is a messenger RNA of Cylas formicarius (sweet potato weevil), 3735 nucleotides long. RefSeq names its product neutral alpha-glucosidase C-like. Bases 17 to 2599 code for a protein of 860 amino acids. Gene Ontology annotation, biological process: carbohydrate metabolic process; N-glycan processing. The transcript is spliced from 14 exons. The record is from RefSeq and is a predicted model, not a curated record. Gene Ontology annotation, molecular function: carbohydrate binding; alpha-glucosidase activity. NCBI's taxonomy places the organism in Eukaryota, Metazoa, Arthropoda, Insecta, Coleoptera, Brentidae.